Sipha flava (yellow sugarcane aphid) is the source of this 1390-nucleotide messenger RNA. RefSeq lists its product as uncharacterized. The annotation marks the transcript as partial. The record is from RefSeq and is a predicted model, not a curated record. Lineage: Eukaryota; Metazoa; Arthropoda; Insecta; Hemiptera; Aphididae. The transcript has 10 exons.
GUGGAGGCAAUUGUACGCGGGGCGCCGUAGAUAGCGCGCGCGCAAAAACGUACGAGUGCGAGCGUUCGCCGAACGGAGACCGAUAAGCGGAACACAGGGUUUUUAGACGCGUAUUCGGGUCAUUUGUCGCCUGCCGUUUCAUGUCGUUUUACCGUUGACGCGCAUCUGCCCGCUAACGCUUCGUUAUGGUCUUCGUCGCGUAAACGUUGUUGAGGUUCCGCUGCCGUUGUCGUCAUACACGCCGCUAACAGCUGCUGCUGCUGCUGUUACUCCCUAGCCGGGGACGCAUAGUGCGACGGCGGAAACUCACUCGUUUCCCGCUCUGUCCGGUCGAACCGUUGCCGGCGUCAUCACAAUUUCGUCCCGUGCGCCCGUGCGCCCGCCGACCCACCUCAGAUGGCUCCGACGUCCAGCUCCUAUCGCACGUCGAAUGGCGGUGACAAGUUCUCCGUUGGACAAAUUGUAUGGUGUCUCUGGAUGGGAAGGUAUUAUAAGGCUAGAAUAUUGCAAAAAGUGGUGCGGUAUCCAAACUUUCAACGUUAUUAUAUGGUUCAUUAUAUAAAGUUUUCAAGAAGUUGGGAUUCUGGUGUUGCUGAAAGCAGGUUAUUGUCCUGCACUAAAGAAAACAAUAAAAGCGUUCAAAAGUCAAAUCUCAAACUCUGGCAUGAGAUAAAAGAAAGACGUAAAAUGGAAAAAGAAAAACUUGAAUUGACCAAUGAACUUGAAAAACCCUUGGAAUUGCAGAGGCAACCACGUGUAGAUCUCUGUCGUUUGAGUUAUCCUAUGACAAGAGAUACUUUGAUAUAUGGUGACAAAUGCAAUAGAAUACUAUUGAAACAGAAAUCUCAAACUAUAGAAAAAUUAAAAGAUGGCAAAAAAUCAGCUUCAAAAAAUACUGUUGCAAACAAAGGAUCUGCCAAAAAAAAAAUGAUCAAGAAUAUCAUGAAGGUCCCACAACAUCAAGAAGUUCAAAUCAUAGUCUUACUAAAAAAGUUCAAAGAUGGUCAUUGGUCAACUAAUAGUGUAUCAAGAGAAAAUUUAGUAAAAAGUUCAAUUUUGCUGCAACAGUUUGAAAAUGGAGAAUGCGACAACAAUGAUAUUAAUAUUUUGUUUGACAAAAAGGAUAUUGUAGACUGCAAUCAACAAGCAUAUUCAUCUAAUGAUAAUCCUACUGAAAUUGAAAUAAAUUCUGUAACAUCUGUAGCAAUUCAAUCAAGAAUUAAAGAAAAAAUUAAUAACGAAAAUAGUGACAUAACCAAAGUGAAUGGAGAAAAUAAAUGUCCUACAUUGAAUGAAAAAAAUCGAAAUGAAAAUAUACUUAAUGUGGAAACUACAUCUGAAAUCAUGAAUACUGAGAUGAAAUCAUGCAAUGAAACAAAUAUUUCAAAUU